Messenger RNA from Centruroides sculpturatus (bark scorpion), 1462 nucleotides. Its product is annotated as transmembrane protein 39A-like. Gene Ontology annotation, cellular component: membrane. The transcript is spliced from 8 exons. The record is from RefSeq and is a predicted model, not a curated record. Bases 66 to 1394 code for a protein of 442 amino acids. Lineage: Eukaryota; Metazoa; Arthropoda; Arachnida; Scorpiones; Buthidae.
GCAGGUGUCGCUGAAGUAAACUAUUUUGGUUUAUUCGCAUCGUUUGUAAUUUUUUGUAGGUAUUGAUGGCUGGCGGUAGAAGAAACUCGUCGAAAUCUGGUUGUUCGAAAGCACAACAUGUUGAAGAUAGGUCUUCUAACACUAAUGAAAGUGAAAAUCAAGUUUCAUCUCAGUUAUCUCAUCCAAAACAUGUUCCUCUUCCUGAUAUUCCUACAGACAGUGAAUUAUUAUUUGAAAUAGUUUCACUUUUAUUUGGUUCAAUAGCACUUGGUAGUCAAUAUUUGAAUUUAUAUAGAACAGUAUGGUGGCUUCCUCAUUCUCAUACAGAAUAUGCAUUGAAUUUUUAUUUGAUAAACCCUCAUGAAGUUUUAUUCUGUAUAAUUUUAAUUGGGAGGCGUCUUCAAUUGAGUCUUUUUAAAAAGUUUUGUUUCAAAUGUUUACCAACAUCGCUUCAAGUGACGGGCUUGCAGAUCAGUCGGAUAUUUGUCAUUUCAACUGAAAUUCCGUUUAUUUUAUGGUGUUCCUAUUACAUAUUACUACAGCAUGGAACUUUAAGUGUAUUCUGUUUAGGUUAUCCAGUAAUUGUUUAUUUAAUUCUGUUUGGUCCCACUAUUCUUCCUUUAUUUGAAUUGCAAUCAUCCUCUCAAGAACGAGCAAUGAGUCCUAAAAGUCGAGCUGCCUUGGCAAAGAGUGGCAUUUUACUUAUGAAUCAUGUUUGUUCUGUUUCUGCUGAAGUGAUUAGAGAGGAAGUUGAAAUGUUAAAAACAGAUUUCAAUGGACGAUUAAAACAAGUCUUGUUUAACUCUCUUUCUGUUGCGUAUUAUUGUGGAUUCGUUCCAUGUUGUUUUGUUCAGAACACACUUUAUUAUGAUCUCACUUGGGUAGCCCAGCAUGUAGGAUUUGUUUGGUUAAGCAGCUUUACCAUGUACAUUGUGUUUUGUUUUCCUCCACGUUAUUGUGAUACUUUACAUAGGGCAGCAUUACACUUAGGACGGUGGCAAAAAGUAGAGAUGAGAAACACAUUAAUUCCAUAUAAUGUAUGGUCAGAUUCCACAAUAUGGCAUCAAGGAGCUCUUGUUAAAUAUACUAAAGAACUGUUUCGAGCAGAAGGUAUUAGUAAUGCUGCUGAACCAGGCAAUUUAACUCAUACAAGAUUUUAUGCUAUUUUUAGCAAUCCAAUGGGAGCAUUAAGUAGUCUACUAGGUCUUCAAAUAACAUUGGUAGGAAUCCAGUUAGUGGUUUUGAUUCGAUCCUAUGAAUGGAACCACAUCAUAUCAAUUGCUCUGUUAUUACUUUUGAAUUUCUUGACACUUUUUAAAAUUGCAAGACAAUAUCUAGUUCUGGGCAAAAUAUAUCACAUAGAACAACUAUCUCAAGAAAGAGUUGGAGGAUAGAUUUUAAAAAUUUUAAGACUUGUAAAUAUUUAUACAGUAUUUAUUUUGAUUUCAUAACGUUUUUUAUG